This is a messenger RNA of Gambusia affinis (western mosquitofish), 4150 nucleotides long. It is a transcript of the gene nono, whose product is annotated as non-POU domain containing, octamer-binding. Gene Ontology annotation, cellular component: nucleus. Bases 414 to 1733 code for a protein of 439 amino acids. Gene Ontology annotation, molecular function: RNA binding. The transcript has a single exon. Lineage: Eukaryota; Metazoa; Chordata; Actinopteri; Cyprinodontiformes; Poeciliidae. Gene Ontology annotation, biological process: regulation of DNA-templated transcription. The record is from RefSeq and is a predicted model, not a curated record.
AGACGUAAAUGAGAAUGUGUCGUGCAUUACUUACAUUGCACAGUAAAUUUCCCGCAAUCAUUCACACAGCAGAAUAUUCCAAAGUCCGAAAAACUGCUAUUCUUCACAAAAAAUUUUUUUGCUGCCUUGCUUCCGCUUGACUUUGUGAUCUAUGAUAGCUUUUUUCUGCUUAUUUCACUGUUUUCUUACCACAACUAAUUUUCAUACUGUUAAAAAAUGUAUGACAAAAAUUAAAAAGAUAAAAUAAUGUCGCUCAUAGAUGACGUCACGACACGAACUCUUUCUGUCGUACAUUAUUGAGGUCACAAUAGCGUCGCCAUUUUCGCUGCUCUUUGUGCGCCUCGGUCUGCUAAGUCUCUCUUGCUUUUAGCACGGUUUUCGUCGACUUUUUAAUUCACAUUUGUUGACAAAACAUGCAAGGCUACAGAGGCCCCCAACAGAACCACGGCCCCAACCGUCCGGGGAACCACCUCAAAGGCGACGGGCCCAACAGCAACGGACAGCAGCCGGAGCCUAGCGAGCAGACCAGCCCCAACGCGGGCUUGACGCUGGACCCGCAGAGCUUCAGGAAGCCCGGAGAGAAAACCUUCACCCAGCGGAGCAGGCUGUUCGUGGGGAACCUGCCCACCGGAGUCACCGAGGAGGAGCUAGUGAAACUGUUCGCGAAGUACGGGAACGCCAGCGAGAUCUUCGUCAACAAGGACAGGGGUUUCGGGUUCAUCCGCCUGGAGACCAGGAUCAUCGCGGAGAUCGCCAGAGCGGAGUUGGAUGAUUUCGUGUUCAAAGGUAGACCCAUCCGGGUGAGGUUCGCCACACACGGCGCCGCUCUGUCCGUGAAAAACCUGCCGGAGUUUGUGUCCAACGAGCUCCUGGAGGAGGCCUUCUCCGUCUUCGGCCAGAUAGAGAGGGCUCUGGUGAUCGUGGAUGACCGGGGCAGGCCCACGGGGAAAGGCAUCGUGGAGUUCACCGCGAAGCCAGCCGCUAGGAAAGCUCUAGAUAAGUGCAACGACAGCGCCUACCUCCUCACAGCAUUCCCCCGGCCCGUCACCGUGGAGCCCAUGGAGCAGUUCGACGAGGACGAGGGUCUGCCGGAGAAGCUGAUCAACAGGAACCAGCAGUACCACAAGGAGCGCGAACAGCCCCCGCGGUUCGCCCAGCCCGGCUCGUUCGAGUACGAGUACGCCAUGCGCUGGAAGGCCCUGAUGGAGAUGGAGAAGCAGCAGUACGACAUGGUCGACCGCAACAUGAAGGAGGCGCAGGAGAAGCUGGAGGCCGAGAUGGAGGCGGCCAGACACGAGCACCAGGUGAUGCUGAUGAGGCAGGACCUGCUGAGGAGACAGGAGGAGCUGCGGAGGAUGGAGGAACUCCACAACCAGGAGGUGCAGAAGAGGAAGCAGGCCGAGCUGAGGCAGGAGGAGGAGCGCCGGAGGAGAGAAGAGGAGUUGAGGCUGCGCAACGAGGAGAUGAUGAAGAGGCAGCAGGAGGGCUUCAGGGGCGGCUUCCCCGAGAACAGAGAGCAGGAGAUGAGGAUGCACAUGGGGGGCCACGGCAUGGCCAUGAACAGAAAUUCCCUGGGUGGGAACUCAGGUGCCGCCGGCGCUGCUGGCAUGGCCGCCGAGAGCGCUCCUUUGAUGGCGGGCUCAGGUAGCGGCAAUCUGCCCGGAGGGGGCCAGGGCGGCUUCCCCAGAGGGCUCCCCGGCCCCGGAGACUAUAGCAAGCAGCGCAGAUUUUGAAUCACAUGUCUGUAAUUUUUCUCCACCUCUCCUCAUUUUUCAGCUCACUGUAUGUUAAAGUUUAAGGUAGUGGAUGUUACCCUUGAACUUUUUUAAAAAAAAAACAACAUUUUUUUUGUACUUUUUCUGGUGUUUUUUGAGUCGUUUCAGUACUAAUGCGUUUUGUCCAAAUGAGCCAUGCAUUUUAUUUUAUUUCUGAUUUUUUUUCUUUUGUAGGGUAGAUAAUGUUUUUGGUCCUGAAUAUGUUACAUUUUCUGUAAUAAAUUCACAAUUCCUUAAAAAGAAAAAGAAAGUGUUUCAUUCAGGAUAGAAAAGCUUCACAGCACAAUGGUGGCUGAUAUUUUUCUGCACACACCAACAACCUCACUUUUAAUGACUACACUUGUUAGGAUCCUCCUGUCUGCUACAGAUUUACAAUCAUUUCUGUGGUCUGACUGGCUGGUCCUCAAACAGACACCAGCUCUUAAACAGGUUUUCUUACAGUUGCAGCUAAUACUUUAAAAUUGUUAGUCAAAAUGUCCCCAUGUGAAUCAGCGUAUUGGACACUACAAAACAUCAAAAGCAGACGGCUUCUUUUCCUAUUUCUAUUUUGUAAAAAGGGCACAAAAACUUAGAGAUGCUGCUGAUUCUUGACUGGAGAUUGUCAAAAUCGCAGAUGUCACACACGAGAAAAAAGAAAAAAAUACUGCUAAUUAUAUUAUGCCACAUAGUUUUGAAUCAAAGGGAAAUUUUAAUUUGAAUAAACUGAUCAUCCACAUUUAUGCAUUAAAGAAGAAUGUCCUUGCAGUUUAUCUGAUUUGUUAUUAAAUGCAGGAAUGUGCACAAAAGCUGUUUGGCUGAUGAGUUUAUUCACAAAAGCUGUUAAGAUUACUGGAUGCAACUAAUCAACAGGGGAAAGAAAAUAGAUUUUGUACAUUUUUGACCUGCCCAUGAAGUAAAAGUUGGCUGUCAGUAAGAGACUCUUGUAGUGAAAUUUAAUGGUGCCCUGGGUUUAAUGACAAUGUUGCAAAAACUAAUUUGAAAAAAUUGUCCAAUUUCUUCUAGUUUACCAGAAAAGCAACAAUUGUCCAAAACGCUGUUAAAAUAUUUUUCUUGAUGUUUACACUUAUGGAUGACACGUUAUUUGACGGGGUGUGUAUAAGACUGACAUAACAUCUGUCAUAAACAUGAAGGAGUCUUUAUGAAUGUCUAUGACUGUUGUAAUGAAGUGUCAUUCGGUAAAUAAUGACACUUUUAAUGCCAAGUUGCAUUAAAAGGCCAUUGAAGUGCCAACUUUGCAUUGUUUUACUAAAGUGCAAUUAUUUACAAAACAAUGCAAAGUUGGCACUUUCAAUGGCCUUUUAAUCCAACUUUGCAUUAAAAGUGUCAUUAUUUACUGAAUGACACUUCAUUACAACAGUCAUAGACAUUCAUAAAGACUCCUUUAUGUUUAUGACAGAUGUCAUGUCAGUCUUAUAUGUCAAUUUUGAUACAUAAACGUAAGACAAAAUGUGGAUAAAAUAACUAAUUUUAGCAGCAAAUUUAAGGUAAAAAAAAAAAAAAAAAAAGCUCAUUGGACAGAAUCGUAUGCUUUGAAGAUUGUACCUGUAAGUUUCCUAUGAAAGUAUUGGAGGCUUCUUUCAGCCAGCUGAUGAACAGAAAAGAAGGGGAAGGGACUGGGAUACAUUAUUAUUUGCCUUAAAAUGAAAGAAUCACAUAAUAAAAAAAAAUGCUCUUGCUCUUUUGAAGCAUAACUUUUUAAAACCUUAGCUUACCCUGACACUGUUAGCGGGCCCAUGCCUAAUGUCACUCUAGGUCGUCACGAGUUACAGCGCAAGUUCAAGUUGUUGGCAGAAAUAAAAGCCCAAAACGUCUCAUGUAAAAAAGAUAAGCAGAAACUAUGUACAUACAGUGUGGUUUUAAUUGGAGCUAAACAAUAUAGCAAAUCACUGUUUGCGUAAAUCUAAAGGACAGCUUGGAAGCAACAUUUUGGAGGAUCUUUUCUGUUCUCCGUUUGAUAUAAAGUGUAAUAAACAUCAGAGUACGGUCAUGCUUCACUUGUUGAGCAGUCAGCUGGAUUCCCUCUCUGGAUGCUCACUCCUGGCAUUUAAUGAUCAAGAUGAUGAAGACAAGUGAGUGAAGGGAAAUGUAGCUUCUUCACAGUUCGCACCGUCGUCACAAUAUCCAACACUGACAUCAUAUGUUCAGGUUUUUCUAACAUCGCAUUCUUACGCAGGUUUUCAUUACAGACUCUUGUUCUUAUUUUUUGUUUUCGUGUUUUAACCUGUGUGCGUUUGCAUGACUCAUUUUUGUCUGUCACUUUUAUAUUGUUUAAAUCUCAUUAAGCAAAUAAAUUUUCAUUCUCAAGAAAAACCUGUUCCAACCUUUGCUGCUAGUGCGCCUGAGUUUCCCGCAAUAAAGGAUAUUUCUAUUUUCUA